This is a messenger RNA of Onychostoma macrolepis, 1363 nucleotides long. RefSeq names its product armadillo repeat containing 1, like (gene armc1l). The record is from RefSeq and is a predicted model, not a curated record. Gene Ontology annotation, molecular function: protein binding; metal ion binding. NCBI's taxonomy places the organism in Eukaryota, Metazoa, Chordata, Actinopteri, Cypriniformes, Cyprinidae. The coding region runs from base 153 to 971 and encodes 272 amino acids. The transcript has 7 exons.
CUGACGUCUGUAGCCAAUCGGCUUGAAGGAUUUAGAAACGUCGUCAGAGGCCUUCGACCAAUCAGUUUGUUUAAACAGAAGCAGUGCGAAGUUUUGUAUUUUGAGUGUGCUGUGUGCGCUGUUAUAAAAAAACGGUGGUGAUAUCCACAAAAAUGAUGGACGCAUUAUCAGUAGUCACACAGCUGCGGGACCUGGCAUCUGAACCACAAAAUCGGGAGGCGAUUGUUCAGGACCAGGGUUGCCUUCCAGGACUAGUGCUCUUCCUCGACCACAAAGACCCUAAAGUGCUCUUUGCUACCCUCCAGACUUUGCGGUACCUGGCUGAAUCACCCCGCAACAUCAACGCCAUGAAAAAUGAGCUCGGCCUGAUGGUGAGCUUGGAGACACUGAUAGAGAGGACCGGUACGACGACUGAUAUUACAGACCUUGCAAAAGAGGUGUAUAGUGUGUUGAGUUCUCAAACGCAGAGACCAGCUUGUCAGACUCCAGAGCAACAGAAGAAGAGGAACAAACCCCAGUUCUUCAUUAACAGCUCCAACAAGAAAGCAAAAUCGGUUACCCUCCAUAUACAAGGCUUGGAUGGGGCAGAUCAGAGAGGUGUGUGUGAGGAGGCCCUUUUGAGAGUCAAAGGAGUAAUCAGCUUCACCUUCCAGAUGGCUCUAAAGAGAUGUACUGUACGCAUCCGUGCCGACCUGCCCACUGAGAGUCUGGCCACUGCCAUUGCUGCCACAAAAGUGCUUUCAGCUAAGCAGGUAGUGAAAAAUGAAAAUGGAGAAGAGGUUCUCAUUCCACUCAGCACCUCUGGCUCAAAGGUAGAAGAGAAUUCACACCUGCCUGAUUACCUGCCCGAUGAUGAGAGUCCGGAGAAAGAGCUAGACCGUGCAGUGUCCCGUACUGGUGCUAAACAAGACACUGGUGGCAGCUGGCUGAACACAGCAGCCAGUUUCCUCACUAAAACCUUCUACUGGUAAAGCUUGUUUCUCACAGACUUUUCCUGGCUGAGUUCGGACCUCGACAUUUUUAAGAUCAGCAUAGAAGAGCAAGUUGCACCACUAUUGGAGCUUAAAGGACUAAUGGAAGGUCGGGGAACUGACAAAUGUGCUUUAUCAAGCUACUAAAGGUGUUGUUCAAUUUAUGAGCAAAUGUGUGAGAUCUCUGCCACAUCACAACUCUGUAUUGAUAUAUAUAUAGAUGUUGAGUUCAUUUAUAUAUGUUUAUGAAAACAUGUCUUUCCUCCCUCUCAGGAUCCAAAAUUUCCUGUUUCUGCUGUAAAGUUUGUCUGUUGUAUCGUCUUUCUUCCUGAUUUCUUGUAAAUAUUUCCAUUUUGGUGUGUUAUAAGGGGAAAUAUCUAUCUUGAGUCUCA